Penicillium canescens is the source of this 279-nucleotide messenger RNA. RefSeq lists its product as uncharacterized. The transcript has a single exon. The record is from RefSeq and is a predicted model, not a curated record. The coding region runs from base 1 to 279 and encodes 92 amino acids. Lineage: Eukaryota; Fungi; Ascomycota; Eurotiomycetes; Eurotiales; Aspergillaceae.
AUGCUUUGGCUUAGUAGAGCGGAUGGAGAGAACGUGGAGGAAGAAAAGAUCAUGGGUGCCCAAUUCAACUCCUCAGCGGUGACUGCCGUUCUGUUGGGAGCGUAUAAGACCUUCCAGAGCACUGGAGAUGCCGUGGCGUGGCGCGUGAAUGCCCUGGGAAAGCCAGCAAUGACCCAGCUCGCUAUGGACCGGGGCCUUUGCAUAGGCUCCUUGUGUAUCGCCAUCCAAACAGUGCUGGCGGUCACUCUCCAUCAGUUACCACGACUCCACCAACGGUAG